Messenger RNA from Schistocerca nitens (vagrant locust), 8789 nucleotides. It is a transcript of the gene Ppn, whose product is annotated as papilin. The transcript has 36 exons. The record is from RefSeq and is a predicted model, not a curated record. Gene Ontology annotation, cellular component: extracellular region. Gene Ontology annotation, molecular function: serine-type endopeptidase inhibitor activity. Bases 117 to 8315 code for a protein of 2732 amino acids. Gene Ontology annotation, biological process: extracellular matrix organization. Lineage: Eukaryota; Metazoa; Arthropoda; Insecta; Orthoptera; Acrididae.
ACUCCAAAGACUUCCGCGCAGAACAAUGUUCCCAAUUCGACGCGGAGCCUUUUGAAAAUAGAUAUUUUACGUGGGUGCCGUACACCAAGGCUGCCAACCCUUGUGAACUGAACUGCAUGCCUCGCGGGGAGCGGUUUUAUUACCGACAUAAACAGGCAGUGAUUGACGGGACGAGGUGCAAUGAUGAAAAACUAGACGUUUGCGUUGAAGGCCAGUGCCUACCUGUUGGCUGUGACAUGUUGCUGGGCUCAACUGCAGUAGAAGACAAAUGCAGAGAAUGUCGUGGUGACGGGAGUGGCUGCAAGACUGUCGAAGAUCUGAUUGACACAGAUGAUCUUCAAGUUGGUUACAAUGACAUCCUUCUGAUCCCUGCAGGAGCAACAAACAUACGUGUUCAUGAACUGAAGGCCUCUAGCAACUACUUAGCAAUCAGAAACGAAAGUGGCCACUAUUAUUUAAAUGGAAACUGGAGGAUUGACUUUCCGAGAAGCCUAAGAUUUGCUGGAACAAUAUUUCACUAUGAGAGAGUCCCACAUGCAUUCUUGGCACCGGAAUCCAUCUCUGCUCUUGGUCCAACAAGGGAGGCUGUUUAUAUUGUGCUUUUAUACCAAGGAACUAAUCCUGGAAUACAUUAUGAAUACAGUAUUCCUAAAGGAGUUUCACAGCCUACAGAUCCAGACACCUACACAUGGAUCCCUGGAGAAUUCUCAGACUGUACUGUGACAUGUGGUGGAGGUUUCCAGGUGCGAAAUGUAUCAUGUAUCAGACGGAAAGAUGGAGUAGUUGUUCCUAAUGAUCUCUGCGAUCCUUCAUUAGAACCCAGAAGGAAUGAAUCUUGUGGUACAGAUCCUUGCUUGCCUGAAUGGUCUGUUGGUGAGUGGGGCAGCUGUAGUGCUACUUGUGGUGGGGGAGUGCAGACAAGGCCAGUUUAUUGUGAAAGAAUAGUUAGCAACAACCUCCCAUCUAUAGUAGAUGAGGAGCAAUGUCUGGAAGUAUUGGGUCCAAAACCUCUCAUGUCACAACCGUGCAAUCAGGAUGUUGUGUGCCCAACAUGGCAUGUUGGCCCUUGGAGACCUUGUGACCGCCUCUGUGGUGAAGGAAGACACAGGAGAAGAGUACGUUGUUACAGAAGAGUUGAUGGAAGAAUUGAAGUAUUGCAUGAUUCAUCCUGUUCUCCUGAUAAACCAGAUGAAGAAAAGCCAUGUUUACUGAGACCAUGUGAGGGUGUUGACUGGAUCUUGUCUGAAUGGUCAGGUUGUGAAAAUAAAUGUGGACUGACAUUUGAGACUCGAGAAGCGCAUUGUGUCAAUGAGGCUGGGGUCAGUUAUCCUGAAAAAUUCUGUCAACCGUACCUGCUAGAAGAACUCAAAAGACCUUGUAAAAGUCCGCGACCUUGUGAUCAUGAGUGGUUUGCCUCACAGUGGAGUGACUGCUCAGCAGAGUGUGGCACUGGCAUUCAGACACGAAAAGUUUUUUGUGGCGCCCUUGACGGUGAUACAGUGAAGCGAGUGGAUAAUGAAAACUGUGACUUGAGUAAAAAAUAUGAAGAGGUUAGAAAUUGCACAGGGAAAGAAGAGUGUCAAGGGCAAUGGUACCAUGGCCCAUGGAGUAAGUGUGAUAAAGAAUGUGGUGGAGGAACUAAAGUAAGACAAGUUCUCUGCUUGGUAGCAAAUGAGACUGCUGAUGUAAACAAAUGUGAUGCAGAUAAAUUCCCAUUUAGAACAGAGUCAUGCAAUAAUCACCAGUGCAGUGAAGAUGAAGUCAUCACUACAGAUGAUGAAGUCUCAUUGGAGGAAGAAUGUGAAGAAGAGGAAGAAAUUUACUUCACUACAGAUACUGUCUUGGAAGCUUCAUCUAUGGGCAAAACUGAAUCACCUAGCAGUGUUAAAGACAUUGCUACAGUGACAUCAGAAGUAGGAGCAGUUAGUGCUGAUGGACUCCCAUCUCAAACCUUUGUGGCAACAAUCAUGUCUGAUAGUGUAGUUAGUGGUUUAUCUUCUGUGAGUACUGUCAGUCUUUCUGAAAGUGCCACAGAUACCAAAGGAUCUCCAGAAUCCAGUUUCUCAACAGCUGCAAUGGCCGAUGAGGAAUUAAUGCUAAGUGAUGCAGCAAGCACCUUUGAAGAUGAAGACACUGCUUAUACAACAGAUGCUUACGAUGAAACGACUGAUGACUUUUCCUCCACUGAUGAAAGCUUCACAGAUGAGCCUCAUAGUCUGCCAGAUACAUCUGGAAGUGAUGGCACUAGCUCUGAAGCCCCUCUUAGCACUUCAGUACCAGAGGCCACUAGUGGGGAGGAUGUUAUGAGUACCGAAACUUACAGUAGCACUGACUCUCAAUCACUUUCCAGUAGUCAAGCACCUGAUACCACAUCAGUUGGGACUACUGCUUCAGAUACUGAUGGAAGCACUAGUUUUGGAACUACUGUUAAUCUUUAUGAAACCAGUGUUGUUCCUGACACAUCUACUUCUGUAGACUCUACCACUGCUGAAAGUAUUACUGAUAGUGGAACAGUAACUGCAGAGAUAACAGGUGGAGAAACUGAAACAGCAGAUGACACAACAGAGAUUUCAGGGCUCAUGACAACAUCUUCAGGAUUAGAAACUGAUACUGUUACUGAAUCAUCUUCCACUGACACUUCCAGCAGCACAGCUAGUGAUGAAAGCAGCAGCACAGCUAGUGAUGAAAGCAGCAGCACAGCUAGUGAUGAAAGCAGUAGCACAGCUAGUUAUGAAAACAGCAGCACACCCACUGUUGAAAGCACAAGUGAAAGCAGUGAUUCAUCUACUGUUUCAUCUGCAAUUAGUUUAGAAGGAAGUAUAACAACUGUGUCAUCAGAUGCAGAGGAAUCCACAAUUCCACAGUUUGAAGGAGAAUUUGAUGCUUCAGCAUUUGCAAAAGCUGAUGACACUAUACCCCAACAAACAACUGAGGGAAGUUCAACAGCAUACAGUGAAGUGACAACAGAUGAACUGUAUUCAUCAUCUUCAGAUAGUUCAUCAUUGAUUCCAUCAUCAACUUCAGAAAGUUCAUUUUCUUCAUUAACCACAGGAAGUUCCUACCCAACAGAAGUUUCAUCUGUUUCCACUUCAGAACCAGAAGUUUCACAGUCCACAGGAAUAUCUACAUCACAAGAAUCAACUGGUACAGAAGUAUUAACAAGCACAGAAAUUUCAAUGACUACUGAAGUAUCAGCCAGCACAGAACCAUCGGAAACUACAGAGGAAACAAUUGCAGAAACUUCCACACCAUGGGAAACUUCCAUGGCAACAACAGUUUCACCAGUUGAAAGAACAUCAGUCAGUUCAGAAACAACAGUUUCAGAAGAGACUGCUUCAUCUGCAACACAAACUAUGAGUACAUCUGUAGCAUCUGAAGAAACAUCAGAAGUUGCUUCUACAACAGCUGAUGAAGUCUUUACUGGAAGCACUGGAAUUUUAGACUACACACCUACAAAAGAAGCAGCAGCAACAACAAAAAAAGAGAGUCUGUGGGAGACAGCAACCACCUUGAGAGAAUUAAUAACAACCAUAAAAUCAAAAGGAAAGAAGUGCCGUAGAACGAAGAAACCAAGAGUAUUAAAAUGUGAAGAAACUAAGUUUGGCUGUUGUGCAGAUGGUAUUACAAAAGCCCAAGGACCGUUCAGCUUGGGUUGCCGACAAUUGAGGACAUGUGGUGAGACAAAGUAUGGCUGCUGCCCAGAUGAAGUAUCUCCAGCUAAAGGUCCACACUGGGAUGGUUGUCCACCUUCACUUUGUGCAGAAACUUUGUUUGGAUGUUGUCCUGACAAUGUUAGCAUAGCAGAAGGAAAUGAUUUUGAAGGUUGUCCUGAUGAAGAACCACCCUGUGAUUAUAAAACAUCUGAGUUUGGUUGCUGUCCUGAUGGGAUUACAAAGGCCUUGGGACCAAACAAUGCUGGCUGCUUUGAAUGUGAAGGUUCUGGUGAAUGCACAUGUGCUGAUACAAAAUUUGGUUGCUGUCCUGAUGGUGUUAGGGCUGCAACUGGGCCUAAUAAUACUGGCUGCUACGAUGAUGAAUUUGAAGGGUCUGGUGUUACAACACCAUUGUUGAACGCAACAGAGGCUGAGCUUGACUGCACUGCUUCUGAGCACGGAUGUUGUCCAGAUGGUUACCUACCAGCUACAGGUCCUUACUUUGAGGGAUGUGGUGUUAUUAACUCAGAAAACUGCACUGCAUCAUAUUUUGGAUGUUGCCCCGAUCAAAUAAAUCCAGCUUUAGGACCAGACUACAUUGGGUGUCGAAUGCCAUGUGAAAGUGAAAAGUAUGGUUGCUGCAGAGAUGGUAUAACACCAGCUCAUGGACCAAAUGAGGAAGGUUGUUGCCUGAAUUCAGAGUUUGGCUGCUGUCCAGACAAUGUAUUGCCAGCACAAGGUCCAAACCUGGAAGGCUGUGGUUGUGAGUACACUCGCUAUCGGUGCUGCCCGGACAACAAGACUGCUGCACGGGGACCUGGUAAUGAGGGCUGUGGCUGCAAGUAUACCAAGCAUGGUUGCUGCCCAAAUAAUUACACUCCUGCUGCCGGACCAAACUAUGAGGGUUGCCCGUGUCACACAUUCCAGUUUGGCUGCUGCCCUGAUGGCAUAACAAUAGCUAGAGGCUUGCAUAAUCAAGGUUGCGGGUGUGAAAACACAGAAUUUGGUUGCUGCUCAGAUGAUAAGACCCCAGCAGCUGGUCCAAACAAAGAAGGCUGUGGAUGUGAAGCUUCAAAGUAUGGCUGUUGUCCUGAUGGGGUGUCAGAAGCUGAAGGAGAAAAGUUUGAGGGAUGUGAAGAUGCACCCAUUAUUGCCUCAGAAAUCUGUACAUUACCAAAGUCCCGAGGCUCAUGUCGAGAUUUUACUGUCAAGUGGUUCUUUGACACUGAAUAUGGAGGUUGUUCACGGUUUUGGUAUGGUGGCUGUGAAGGCAAUGACAACAGAUUCAAAACACAAGAAGAAUGCAAGAAUAUCUGUGUUGAACCUCCUGGAAGAGAAGCAUGUUACCUACCUAAGAUAGCAGGUCCAUGUGAAGGCUACUAUCCAACUUGGUAUUAUGAUUCUGAAAGAAAGCAGUGUGGUCAGUUCAUUUAUGGAGGUUGUUUGGGUAACAACAACAAAUUCCAAACUCAAGAGGAAUGUGAGGCACUUUGUGUGCUCCCUGAUACCAUUGAUGCAUGUGAGCAACCAAAAGACGAAGGUCCGUGUAAGGGUAAUUACCGAAGGUGGUUCUUCAACAGAGAAGAUGGUGUUUGUGAAGAAUUUGCAUAUGGUGGCUGUAAAGGAAACAGAAAUAACUUCCUCACUGAAGCAGCUUGUCAUCAACAGUGUUUGCAACCUGGGCGAAGUAGGGUAAUGGAUAUUUGUGCUCUUCCGAAGGAUAUGGGUCCGUGCCUAGGUGCUAUGUUGCGUUGGCAUUAUGAUGCUGAACAGAAAAGAUGUCAGCAGUUUGUUUAUGGUGGUUGCCAAGGCAAUGGAAACAGGUUUAAGACUGAAGCCGAAUGCAAGUCUAAGUGUGAAGUCUCUGACAUAAUGAGAGAGCAAGACAUCUGUACUCUUAAACCUAGUGUUGGUGGUCAAUGCUACAAUUAUACUGAACGGUGGUAUUAUGACUCUUAUGAGGUGCGCUGCAGGCCAUUUUAUUACAAUGGGUGUGGAGGAAAUGAAAACAAUUUUCUGACACUACAAGAUUGUGAAAAUCGUUGUGAGAAGCGGAUUCUUACCUCUGUACCUGCUGCAGAAUUCAGAAAAGAAAGCUGUUUCCUCCCUGAUGAACAUGGGCCUUGCUCUGAAAGUAUGGCAAAGUGGUUUUAUGAUAGCCGGGAUGGUGUGUGUAAACAGUUUCUGUACGGAGGCUGUGAAGGGAAUGACAACCGUUUCUCCAGUCAACAGGAGUGUGAAGAGAAAUGUGGUGAUGUACAAGAUAUUUGCAAUCUUCCUAGGGUUGUUGGACCCUGCAGUGGAAGCAUUCCUCAGUGGUAUUAUGAUAGAAUGACUGAUUCAUGCUAUGAAUUUGACUAUGGUGGAUGCCAAGGCAACAAAAAUAAAUUUGAUGACAAACAGCAGUGUGAACAGUACUGUAAGAGGUAUCACUUUACAACUUCUGCCCCUGAUGUGAGCGCUUUGCUACUAACCACCCAGGAUGAUAGGAUGAAUGAGAUAGAAAGCACAGAUAUCUGCAGUGCACCAGUAGAUCCUGGUCCCUGUCAAGACUCAGUUGUGUCAUGGUAUUAUGACGAGCGCUCUGGAAGAUGUGGAUCAUUUGCAUAUGGUGGUUGUGGAGGAAAUGCCAACAGAUUCCAAUCAGAAGAACAGUGUGAGAGGCAGUGUGGAGCAUUUAAAGGACAAGAUGUUUGUAACAUCCCAUUUGAUCCUGGGUAUUGCCAAGAUGCACUGCAAAAAUGGUACUAUGAUGGAACUUCUCGAAGCUGCACACAGUUUAGUUACACAGGCUGUGGUGGAAGUGGAAAUCGUUUCAGUAGCCAAGAAGAAUGUGAAUCUGUUUGUUUACAGUAUCAGGAAGUUCCUCCACGUGGCAAUGACACUGCUCUUUCCAGACAAGAAAUUGAAGAUAAACCAGAAGAAAAAGUUGAUUGCACAUCUGCCAAAGAGAAUUGCAGUCUGUUGCAAUGCCCUUAUGGGAUUGAAAGAUUUGUCAAUGCAGAUAGCUGUGAAAUAUGUCAGUGUCAUGAGCCAUGCAAAGACCAUAUUUGUCCAGAUGGAACUAGGUGUGCUGUUGACCUUUAUCAAAAUACUGAGACAGAUGACACUGAAUUUAGAGCUGUUUGUAGACCAGUGAAUAAGCCAGGGGAAUGUCCUAAACUAGUGGAAGCAAAUGAAAAUUGUAUACAAGAGUGUCAAUUAGAUGCAGACUGCACAGACAUACGUAAAUGUUGUUUCAGUGGUUGUGGUUCUUCAUGCCUGAAUCCUGUUUAUCCUGGGCAACUUUUAACAACAGAAAGACCAGUUGUGCAACCACAACCACAGCCACCUUAUGGAGAUUAUGAUGAACCACCUAGUAUUGAUCUCACUGACAGUGACGUUCAAGCUGAAGAGGGAUCAUAUGCGACACUAAAAUGUAUUGCUCAAGGUCGUCCAACACCACGUAUUGUCUGGAGGAAAGGCACUUCUACAAUUGAUGGAUCGAGUGGGCGAUACAGACUGUUGUUGGAUGGAUCUUUGCAGAUUAUAGGUCUGUAUCGUUCUGAUGCAGGUGUCUACAUCUGCACUGCUGACAAUGGCAUAGGCCAACCAGCUCAGAAGGAAACUCAUCUAAAAGUGACAGAUCCUCAUCCACGGCCAGCUGAGAUAAUUGGUGAAGACAGUACAUACGUAGUGGUGACAUUGGGAGCUCCUACUUCUCUCCACUGUUAUGCUGUUGGCUGGCCCAGGCCCUCUGUAACCUGGUGGCGUGGUGAACGCUUGCUGCCUCUCAGUUCAGAGCAGUAUGAGCAACGGCGUGACUACUCCUUGUUUAUCAGAUCUGUUGCCUUGAGACAACUAGGGCCUUACACAUGUCAGGCUUACAAUGGCCAAGGAAAAGCAACAUCAUGGACUGUCACUGUACAAGCUAUUGGUCCUGUUUACAGUAAUAACCCUAUUGACAGAGAUUACUUCCAGUACCUUGUAUCUGCACCUAGAAGGGCACCCGAAAGGAAUAAGACAGCAAGUUCCCAAACUAGACCUUCAUAUCCAUACCGACCUGUUCGUCCACCUUACAGACCAAGACCUGCAACAACUCAGACAAUACCUAUUAUGACAAUGACUACAACCACCACUACUACCACUCCUCAACCAGUUGAAGAACGAGAGGAUGAAAAUGUCCUGGUACCGGAGCAGCCUAGGGUAUUUGUAGUGCCUGUGCAAGUAAAUGUAACAGUAGACCGAACAGUUUAUCCUGUUGGGAGUGAAAUAUCCAUUGCCUGUGAUGUUGAUGGGUAUCCCAUCCCACAGGUUCAGUGGUUUAAGGAUGACAAUCCUCUCCAAGUUGGAAACAGAAUUCAAGUUUCAGAAAGUCACAGACUGCUGAUAUCAAGAGCUGAGGGAACAGACUCUGGCACAUAUCGAUGUGCAGCAUCAAAUCCAUACAGUGCCUCAUCUAGUGCUGUCUCAGUUGUUGUUGAAGGGAUAUACAUCCAUCCAAACUGUACAGAUAAUCCAUUCUUCGCCAAUUGUAGUCUGAUUGUGAAGGGUCAAUAUUGUACACAUAAGUACUACGCUCACUUCUGCUGCAAAUCUUGCACUUUAGCUGGCCAGUUGCCAUCAUAUGGCCCUCAUCUUGAAAGAACAGGUACAAGCAGAAUUGAUGGCAGAAGAAAAUAAUAUAUGCAGCUAGUCACAUCGCCAAACAAUCACAGUGACGGAAAAUAAACAGUAGACUAAUAUCUGUGUAUUGUGUUCCUCUAGUGUUAAAAGUGGUCCUACAUUUGUUUUGAUGUCACUGUGUACAGUAACAAUUUCAUUAUUACUGUAAUUAUUGUGAUAAAUUCUUGACACAUUUGUGAAUCCAGAAUUUCAGUGCUCAUUGAUUGCUAUAAAACUCUGAUUUUAUAUGACCUUUUCCAUGUUAGGGACAAAAGAAAGCAUGCUAUACCUCCAUGAUCUGCUUCUGUUACAGUAUGACUCUCACUAUAGAUUUGAAGGGUAAUGUGUGAAGAUUAAGAAUAUGUACAUGAUAUCAAAUAAUCAUGGAAAACAUUGUGGUAGAUUUAUCUGGAAAUAAAAUAAUUUGUUAGUAGAGUUUGUAUGUUCACAUUAACUGUUCCCAAAAAAAAAAAAAAAAAAAAAAAAUCAAAA